AUGUCUAUCGCUGCUUUCCGCAAGUCACCCGAACAUGAGGACCUGGCCAAAUUGGCCGAGGAGCACAUGAAGCAUGACCUCGAGCCGUCGGACCGCGAGGUCCUGCAAAAGGCCGCCGGAAAGGUCUCGGUUCCGGCCACCAUUGGCACCCUUGUUGGCUUGGGAUUGGGCAUCUACGCGGCGUUCAGGCUGAGAAAGGCUCGAGUUUCCAUGUUCAACGCGUUCCGGGCUACCGAGAAGCCGACGCACGUUGUCUUUGCAGGCGGUAGAACAGAAUCUGUUCCGGACAUUACGCCAUAUCUCAGGCCUACACGGCUGGGAGACUGGGCGACUUACAUCUUCUUUGGUCUGGGUGGAACCAUUGUUGGCGGCGAGCUGGGCUUCCUGCUGGGUACCUGGUCGGCCGCCCGGACUAUUGCCAGUGAUCCGCAGAGGAAGAAGAGAAUUGAAACUGCGUACCGAAAGUUCAAGGCGGACUACUUGAGACAAGAGGCCAAGCGCUUGGACGAGGGCGGCUCAGUCUUUUCCUAG
Messenger RNA from Pestalotiopsis fici W106-1, 531 nucleotides. RefSeq lists its product as uncharacterized. Bases 1 to 531 code for a protein of 176 amino acids. The record is from RefSeq and is a predicted model, not a curated record. NCBI's taxonomy places the organism in Eukaryota, Fungi, Ascomycota, Sordariomycetes, Amphisphaeriales, Sporocadaceae. The transcript is spliced from 3 exons.